AUGAGUGCUGUGAGCCAAGACGAAGCCGACCGCGUCCUGCGUCUCAAGAGCCGCGAACGAGAAACGCAUGCUUGCUACCCAUGCAAGAAACGAAAAGUAAAAUGUGAUGGUAAUCGCCCAUGUCGGACCUGCCAAAGGCGAAACCACCCACAGAUAUGCACUUACAACCUGUCCCGGCACUCGCGGCGAAGAUCGUCCGUGUCAGCCCGACAAAACAUUUCACGCUCGGCGUCCCCUACUACAGCACCAGCGUCAGAAAAUGGGAUCACGGGGAUAUCCUCCAGACCCGACGAUGGUUUAAAAAACUACGUGUACUCUGGUGAUAAUUCUGUGGUUUCCAUUUUGCGACUGCGGGCAUCAGAUGCAAAUGAAUCCGUCGCCCGAGAACUGGGCUCCGUCCUCGGCCUCCAGAACACCUUUAGUAAUUAUCCGUUUAUGGACUCCAAAACUCCCCAUGAAAGAUGGAAAUCGUUACUGGGCGUGUUGCCUCAGAGAACGGAAGUCUUGAAAUAUUUCCAUUAUUACCGGGUCACAGCCUAUCCGUUCAAUCCAAUAUUGGCCGACAUGGACCGCUUUGAAUCUGACCUAUGCACCUAUCUCAAUGCUCAUGCAAUGGGCGAGUUGCGAGACACCGACAAGAUUACCGAUCGGUGGGCAACAGACAAGUCCAUCGGCCACAUCAGCCUUUUGCUGGCUACCCUGGCAGCGGGGGCCCAUUAUUCGGAUGUCACUUACCCCCAGCGGCUGAAAAUAUCCACCGAAUUUGCCCGUCGGUCGUUUCACGCUCUUAGAUUGGCCAAUUUUCUCUUCCGCCCGUCCUUGGACAUCAUACAGGCGCUUCUUAUCCUAGGUAAUACUUUGCAGAACAUGGGCCAAUCUGAUGCUGCCUGGGCCCUUCUUGGCACAACUGUACGACUAGCUCAAACGAUGGGGCUGCACACAGAGAGAAGCACAAUCUAUUGGCCAGAGUAUGUGCAGACUAAAGCUCGGGCACUCUGGUCGACAAUAGUCUGGCAAGACAGCCUCCUUUGUCUCUGCUAUGACCGCCCCCCUAUUGUAUCGGUGACGGGCUGGUCCCUUGAUGACUUCUUCUUCGAGCGACAAGACUUGUCCUAUUCAGAAGUUAUGCAUCUUAUAUGUCGACUUGGACUGGACAUCAUGCGACCUGACAGUAUUGGUGUCGCGGAGGUUGAUCAGGCAAUUGAAGGGCUUCAGCGACUAGACAAUGCCUAUCAGCGUGCUCAGCCAUACCUUCAGCGACGAGAAAAUUGUACAACACUCCAGCAACACCUUGAGAAUCUGGCUUUGAGAAUGCAUAUCUCGUUCUGUGUCUCUGUUAUUUGUCGCCCAGCAAUGAAGCAGUCACCCCCGAACCCAGUUAUUCCUUCCACAGAUAUUCUGCGAGCCCGGGCCAAAGGGAGCCUAAUGGACGCCUCAAGGGCUUUUCUUGAUUUUCAAGCCCUUAGUGUUGUACCCCUACGGAGUUGGUCGAUGGUACAUACCGUUUUGAGCUCGACACUGCUGCUUUGCAUCUGGGAAGAAACACGCAAUGACCCUGAAUGUCGCAGUUUGCAGGAAAGGGUGAUCGGUGUAUUUUCGUCAUCUGAUUCUCGAACAUCUGAUGAUAGCAGUGCAAAUUCAGAUAGUGAUAGCCAAUGGCUAUCAGCCCGUCACAUACGAGCUCUGGUGACCCUGCGGGGCGCUUUGGACCGAGAAUGGGAAACAGGAGCUGGCGAGCACGAAAAUGGGGCUGCAACGGGUGUCAAUGCCGGGCCUUCAGCUGGUGCUGGACAGGAAGGGUAUUUGGAUAUGUUGAAUCCUUUUGACAUCUCACCUGUUACGUACCUAGACUCGAUUAUGAAUGUACCUUUAUUCGAUUUUACCCAGGAAAACGGGUUUUUGUGA
Penicillium macrosclerotiorum is the source of this 1905-nucleotide messenger RNA. RefSeq names its product Zn(II)2Cys6 transcription factor. Lineage: Eukaryota; Fungi; Ascomycota; Eurotiomycetes; Eurotiales; Aspergillaceae. The transcript has 6 exons. Gene Ontology annotation, molecular function: carboxy-lyase activity; DNA binding; zinc ion binding. The coding region runs from base 1 to 1905 and encodes 634 amino acids. The record is from RefSeq and is a predicted model, not a curated record. Gene Ontology annotation, biological process: DNA-templated transcription; regulation of DNA-templated transcription.